AUGGAGGCGCUCGGCUACUUCACGGAGGAGGCGGCGUGGCCCGUGCUCAGCUCCCCAGUGAACGUGGACGCAGUGGCCACCACACCAAGGAAGUCGGUGGGCGAUGGCGUGGACUUGGACUCGAUGCUGCUGUCGCUGGAGAUCCAGGAGCUGCUGAGCUCCUCGGACGAGCAGGACAAGGACAAGGGCAAGGACAAGGACAAGGACAAGGUCUCGUCCAAGCCCUCGAGCGCCAGUGGCUCUCCCUCAGCGAAGCAGGAGACGCAGUCGCCUCCGAAGAAAAUCGACGGACGACUGCGGCCUUACUCGACGUGUAAGCGGCGCAACCGCAGGCGUCCAAAGCACGAGCUGGAGUAUCUACGGUCCAAGGUGGCGGAGCUGCAGGAGGAGCUGGAGAAGCUCAGCAAGUCGGAAGCUGUGGGUUCUCCCGAUGCUUUAGCUGCAGGCAGCGAGGACUUGAGCGUCGUUCAGACACAACAGACAGCGCUGAUCCCGCGGGGUUUCUCGAGCUGGAAGGACAUCGCGGACCGACAGCGCGAAGCGGUCGACAACUCCAUCGACGAGAACCGGAGGCUGCGCAACAGACUCUUGGGCCAGCUGCAGGUGGCGCGCGUGCUGGAGGCCGCCAUCGAACAGCAUCAGAGAGAGGCGAGUCCGUGGCACGGCAUGCGCGCGAAUGGACCCGCCAUGACACUGACGGACGCGGAGAUUUUCGCUCAGCUGAACGCGAGCGUGGAGUCGCAGUUCGCUGACGUCAACACAGUCAUGACGACGUCGGGGCUCUCGAACGUGCUUCACGACCUAGCGGGUGGGCUGGAGUUCAAGCGUGAGGACAAUGGCGUAUCGUUUCGCUACGAGGAAGCGCGGCUGCUGCCGUUCCCGCUGCAAGACUGGCACGAUGCGCUCUGGAACAGUCUGCACUGCGGCCUGGUGGUUAAAGACACCCAGGCGCACGCGCUCACUAUAGACCACUUGAACCUCAUCUUCCGCGACACACUGGAGCUUCCCAAGGCGCACAAAGUCCGCAUCACCAAGAGAGCCGCGUUCAGACGGCAUAUCGAGCACGACCGCGUCGUAUUCGUGUGGAGCAGCUACGUGGAGAUCGACGGGUCGGUCUCGGUUCGACUUCGUGACAAAGGGUGGAGUACGUCGUCGACUUUCGAGUUCUACCGAGGGGUUACACAGGGCGCUGACAGCAGCUCCAGCAGCUUUAAACGAGGCUGCUUGGCUAGAAUGGCGAUCCAAUUGGUGCCCGAGGUCUCCGAGUUCAACUCGCAGGAGGAGGCGCAGAUGCACAUCGGUGAAGUCACGGACCUAAUUGUUGGCACCUAUCGCCACAACUUUGGGCUGGUGCAUGAAGUGGUUGAGAAGGUCCUUCUCAGCAGCGCAGAUGCAGAAUCGAGUAGCAGUGGAGUGGUGCGUAUGUGA
Messenger RNA from Phytophthora sojae, 1428 nucleotides. RefSeq lists its product as hypothetical. The transcript has a single exon. The record is from RefSeq and is a predicted model, not a curated record. NCBI's taxonomy places the organism in Eukaryota, Oomycota, Peronosporomycetes, Peronosporales, Peronosporaceae. Bases 1 to 1428 code for a protein of 475 amino acids.